Molecule: messenger RNA, 441 nt
Organism: Brassica napus (rape)
Lineage: Eukaryota; Viridiplantae; Streptophyta; Magnoliopsida; Brassicales; Brassicaceae
Exons: 1
Coding region: 1-441 (146 amino acids)
Source: RefSeq, a predicted model, not a curated record
AUGGAGUUGGAGUUGCCUGAUCGUUUAUACGGUGAGGGAUUGGAACCUCAGGUUAAGAAGAUUAAUAACAGCUGCCGACUAAAACUUCUCGAGUUCCUGAAAGAAAAAAUGGAGCCCGAAUUCGAUGAAGUUAUGAAAGAUCCCAUUUUUUCACAGAUUAUGGUUAUCCAGAAGAAUGAUCUAAAGUUUUCGGCGAGGUUGGUACACUCUUUCUUGUGUAAGGAGUUGAUGACAAGCAAGAGACAUGAGAAGUGGUUCACUUUCGCUAGGAGACCUCUGCAUUUUGGAUUGCAAGAGUAUCAUGCUGUCACUGGUCUGAAAGUGAAGCGAGAGAAUAACAGUGGGUUAGUGACAUGGAAAGAUGAUGAUGGUUUUUGGAGCAAGCAGAUAAAGACAAAUGGAAAAAUAAAUUUGCAGAUCAUAAAAAAGAAGCAUUUGUAA